AUCAGACUGGAGAAAUAAUUGAAUACUUGUAAUCUACUACGUUCCGAAAUUCAAUUCACAAAUAAAAAUUCAAGAGGUUUAAUAAAUUUUUUUCCUUAUUUGUCCUGGGUGAAAUGUAGGUGUUUGUGUCCUUGGAAAAAUGAAAAAGUCAAGUAUACUGAAUUUGACCCAUAAUCCCAGAUCCCAUCCAAAAAGAAAAAAAGAAAAGCUAAGCCACCCAACUCUGACUUCAUUGCUACUGAUGAGUCAUAUUAAGGAAAUUCAAAUACCCAUAAUUAUACAUUUUAGAAUUUCUCAAAGUAGAGACGGAGGCAAUGGAGGAAACUUUUCCAAUGAAUGGUGGAGAUUCUGCUUACAGUUACACCAAAAACUCCAAAUAUCAGAAACUAGCGUCCGAUGCAGUGAAGGAAAUGAUCCAAGAAGCAGUGAUUGAGAAACUAGACACGGAAUCAAUGUCGAGCACAGUGGCGAUAGCAGAUUUGGGGUGUUCGGUUGGCCCAAACACUUUCUUCACCGUUCAAAAUCUGAUGGAAGCAGUUGAAGCCAAGUGGGGUUCCAAAAACAAGCUGGAAUUCCAAGUAUUCUUCAACGACCACUCGGCCAAUGAUUUCAACACGCUCUUCGCCUCCCUCCCAGCGGACAGGCAGUACCACGCAGCCGGGGUGCCCGGCUCGUUCCACGGCCGCCUUUUCCCGCGUAACUCCAUCACCCUGGCGCACUCCUCCUACGCUCUCCAGUGGCUUUCCAAGCAGCCUCAAGGGGUGCCGAACGAGGGCAGAAUUCACUACACAGGCGCAUCCGAGGACGUGGUGAGGGCCUACUUGGAUCAGUAUGAGAAGGAUUUGGGAGUUUUUAUGAGUGCGAGAGCAGAGGAGAUUGUGAGAGGAGGUCUUCUCAUUUUGGUGGUGCCUGCAUCUCCUGAUGGAGCCUCCCACUCAGACCAGCCUGCAGGUGUUCUCUUCAGUUAUCUUGGACAUAGCCUAAUGGACUUAGCUAAUGAGGGAGUUGUUGAUAAAGCUAAAAUAGACGGCUUCAACUUGCCCAUCUAUGCUCCGACAGUAGGGGAGAUGAGGAGAGUGAUAGAGAAGAAUGGAUGUUUUAUGAUUGAGAGAAUGGAGCUUACAGAUCCGAGGUCAAAGGUUGAUGGAGCUAUUGAUGUAGGUAGUCUGAUAAUGCACAUGAGAGCUGGAAUGGAGGGGAUCUUCACCACUCACUUUGGAGAUUCUGUGGUUGACAGAAUGUUCGCCAAGGCUUCCGCAAAAGCUCAAGAAAUGUCGCACUUAUUGGAGUCUACCUAUCAUCAAAGUAGUGCUACUCAACUGUUCCUUGUGCUCAAGCGUAAAUAGGGUAAUUUCUUGCACUAUCAAUAAGGGGAUCGAUUCAGCUGUUGUUCAUUUCUCAGAUCCUGCCCUGCCCAUCAAACAAAAGUUACAUCUCACUUGGUGAAAGCCCAUCUUUUAAUGUUAGAUUGUAGCUUCAAUUUCUGACUACGACUCGCUAUAGUACAACUGCGAAAAAGUUUAAUUACUAA
Molecule: messenger RNA, 1531 nt
Organism: Salvia miltiorrhiza (redroot sage)
Lineage: Eukaryota; Viridiplantae; Streptophyta; Magnoliopsida; Lamiales; Lamiaceae
Product: loganic acid O-methyltransferase-like
Exons: 3
Coding region: 315-1346 (343 amino acids)
Biological process (GO): methylation
Molecular function (GO): S-adenosylmethionine-dependent methyltransferase activity
Source: RefSeq, a predicted model, not a curated record